GCUUUCGUUGCUUAACUCGUACGCGCGUCGUUAGUCAAUGGACUUUUCGGUUACAAGAAUACAAAACAUAACAUACAAAUAAGAUAAAUAAACUCGAGUGUACGAUUUGUGUUACGUGCAAACCGUGAACACCAAUAAAACUGGGAUGCUUCGAAGAUAUUAUGUGAAAGUGACAGUCUUAUAAAAUCGAAUUCUUUUUUUUUUGUGAGAAUUACAAUGUUGUUUCGCAUAGUUUCAAGUACCGUCACAUAAAUAUUGUAAUGGGAACUCUGUGUACCCGUACGACUCGAAAGCACUAUGUUCGAAGUGGGAUGAUAAAUACGAGUUCGUGAUUAUCAGUUAGAAUGCAAGACGAGUGUUCGAAUACGAAGAGGAACUUCGAGCAGCGGAGGCCCACGAAAGUUCUGAAGAUAGCGGAGAGUUUCACAAACUUGGACGAGACAGCUAAGGCUGGUCGAUUUGUGCGUGGUCCCAAUUCGAAGGUCGGGAAGAGGUUCCUGGAAAAUGGGGGACGAAGUAGACGCGAGUGUUGUGAUGAUGGUUGUGCGGAGUCGAGUGUGAGUGAUGGUGAGAAACUUGGUGAUCGAAGAGUGACCGGGUCCUCGUGCACGGCUCUCAGGACAGCAGUGGCAGCCCUCUAUCCAUUCGACGAUUUCAUUUUAGAAAAAAUUGGCACUGGCUUCUUCUCAGAAGUAUUCAAAGUGACACACAAGACCUCCGGCAAGGUCAUGGUUCUAAAGAUGAACCAGCAGAGGGCGAAUCGUCCCAAUAUGCUCCGUGAAGUUCAGCUCAUGAACAAAUUAAAACACCCCUACAUCUUAGGAUUCAUGGGUGUGUGCGUGCAUGAAGGUCAACUUCACGCCCUCACGGAGUACAUGGAGGGCGGUUCUUUGGAGCAGCUAAUUGUCGGUAGGCCUCUACAGCCGCUGCCGCAGUCGUUAAGGAUAUCGUUGGCUACCGAUGUCGCCGAGGGCAUGAUGUACUUGCAUUCAUUAGGUGUCUUCCAUAGGGAUCUUACUACUAAGAAUGUAUUAUUAAGAAAGGUAGGAGACGGCGAAUAUACCGCCGUUGUUGCAGACUUCGGCUUAGCUGCCAGGAUACCUCAUCCGAUCAACGGUCAUCGUUUACCGAGCGUCGGAUCCCCGUGGUGGAUGUCACCGGAGUGUCUGAGGGGUCGGUGGUACGAUAAUCGCUCAGACAUAUUCUCGUAUGGGAUCAUUUUGUGCCAACUUAUAGCGAGGGUGGAUGCGGAUCCUGACGUUUUGCCGCGGACAGAUAACUUCGGCCUGAACUACAUGGCAUUCGUGGAGCUUUGUGACGAAGACACUGUACCAGAUUUCCUUCGGCUAGCUUUCAAUUGCUGCAUUUACGAGCCCAAAGCUCGGCCGCUAUUCCCGGAGAUAGUGAGCAAACUCGCCGAGGUGAAGGAGGGCCUCGACGACGCCGCGUGGGAGUGUCAUACGCCCAACAACUCCUACGACAGCGAGGAGGCGGACUCGUCCGGACCGCGCUCGUGCCCCGGCCUCUCCGCCUGGCGCCGCCCGCAGCGCAUGCGCUCCGAGGGCAGUCCGCACGCCCACGUGCACACCCACGCACGCGACCGCAGUGCCGCACACCGCCGCUCCUUGUCUGAACUGGAGUGGGCGUGGCGGGGCACGGGGCCCGCGGGUGGUGCGCCCCCGCACCGCUCUGCUGGCGCUCUGGCGGCGCCCCCGCCCGCACCGCCGCGUCUUCAACGCCUGCAGCGCCUCGCUCAUAUUAUGCUUUUGCGCGACACGCACGCAGCACCCACUCCCGCACGACGCGCGCUGCACACUUUUCGCGGCGUGCACAAGAUUCUCGAACCGGCGCCUUCGGCCGGAACGCCGGCGCGCUGCUCCAGCGGGGACCCGCCGCCGUCCCCGCCGCGUGCGCCGCCGGACGAGCCGCGCUGCUCGUCGCUGCCGCCGUCGCCGACGUUCGCGCGCCGGACGCCCUUCGACGACGCACCGCCGCCGAAGCUCGACUACCCGAAGAGCGACUCGAGCGUCGAGCUGCGCCGGCGCGCCUCCUGCGAGAGCGGCAUCUUCUCGGUCGCCAACGAGGACCUGUGCGCGCCGCCGAGUUUCGGAGCCGUGUGCCCGUGCUCGCUGAUGGGAUGCCACCGCUGCUGGUGGUGGCGACGCGACGUCGGCGACCGCUCCCUCGACGACGAGCCGGACGGCGACCGUGCGCGUCUCCGCGUUUGCUCCGACUGUCUGCACGUGUACGAGCGCCUGCUGCGCCGCCGUCCGGCGCCGCCCGACGACUCGGCGCUCUCGACCACGGUCAGCUCGCUGCGCAGCCUCGAUGACGAGGCGGAGGCGGAAGCGGCGUGCGAGGUGGGCGAGGUGGGAGACUGGUCGCCAUUCCUGUGCGAGGGCUCGGCGGAGGAGCGCGAGGCGCACGUGCUGGCGCGCUGCUGCUGCGCCGCCGGGCUGCGCGCGGGCUGCGGCGCGCGCGCGCUGCACGCGGACGAGCUGCGCCGCGUCCUGCCGCGCGCCCUCCAGGCCUUCCCCGCGCACCUGCUGGCUGCCUACAAACGCACGUCCAGCGUUUACACGGAUAGCUCCGAAGAUGUCGCCUCGCUCGGCUCGGACAGCCUCUACGACGACCGCAUCCCGAGGCACGUGCGCUCCGCCCAGAUCUCGAAGAUCGUCGAGUACUUCGAGAGGAAGGGGGCCGACUUCCGAUGCGACGCAUUCAAGGGCCAGCGCCUUAAAGUUUCGGGUGGGUUCGGUCCGCCGCUCCUCGGCAAGGAGUACUUCGUGGACGUGAAGCACCGCGGCGGAGUGGCGGGCGGCGCCCGGGCGGCCCAGCGGCUGAUGAUCUGCGAGGGCGCGGUCCGCUCCAAGCUGCCGCUGUUCGACAAGAAGUCGUAACGGCGCGAGCGCGAGCUCGAGCGGCGCAGCUCCAUGUACCGCUGACCGCACUCGCGCACUCUCGGCUUCGCUAGCGUCGUUUACGACCGACUACUGUUUUUAUUCAGAUUUAUAGAGAUCGUGAGAGCUAUAUCGUAUUGAACGACGGGGUCCGCGUCUCGCGACUCCCGGCGGCGCGAGGCCGAAGAGAAUCGUCGCCGUCGCUUCGGGUCCGGGACGGCUCUCGUGCGUUCGUUUGACUGAGUAAAGUAAGCGUUUCGUUCGUUGUAAUAAUGAGAUUAGAGAGAAGAAUGUAGACGUUAUAUUAAAUGGCGAUAAGGGGUUCGGCGUAUCGAAUGAUAGGAUAAUCGUGGCCUAUCAUUUUUGAGGCCUUUAUAGUAGAUUUUUAGCCAAAAUAUUACCCGAGAUCGGUUAGGUGUAACGGAAAAUGUACUUUUUCAUACUUAAUAAUGGUGUAAUGGAUGCCUGUAAAUAGUUACAUUUAGGUUAAUUCUGUUAACAUAUUUAUAAUUUAUAUACAGUAUUAUAUUAUUACUUGCCAGUUUUUUAUAAGUUUGUAAAUAUUAUUCAAAGUAAAUGUAGGUGAAGAACGUCAUAAUAAUUUCGUACUAUCGUGAGUGGCAACGUUUUGAAUACUGAUUUAUGUUAUAACGUCUUAUUUUGAAAUAACUUUAUUAUCUAGAGAGUUCAUGUGCAUAAAGAGUUCGUGCAUUGAUAUUCAAAUUAAUACCCAAAUAUAUUGAAUGCGUAUAAUACCGCAUGUGUACUAUUUCGGGCUAAAUUCGUCCUAAAAUUAAAUUAUAAAAUAUAAUAUAAAUUGACACGUUACUAGUCUUUUAAACGUGUCGCAAUCCGUCGAUUUACUUGUGAUUUAAUAUAUGAAAAAAAUAUCGCGAUAUAAUAUAUAUUUAUUUCAGCUUAAUAUAUUAAAAUAUUUCAAAAAAUAUAAACGGUUUUUGUUUGGAUAAACUAUAUGUGUCACUUCCGGCUAGAAGGACCAAAUUAUGCUUCGUCAAUUUGAAUAUUUCGGUUAUUAAAAUUAAUUGGUACUAAAUAAAAAAAAACACAAUUGUGUUUGUACAGAGAUCUACUUAAUUAUGGUAAAUUUACCUUUACAUUUAUACUUUGGUGGUUGUUUUUGUAUUUUAAAAAAAAUCAUCUUGACAUAAAUAAAAACGAUUGAAAAAUUAAUAAAAUUUAAAUAACAAUGUACAUCAGUUGACAAUAAGUGCUGAUUUCUAUCUCUUUCUUAUGCGUGAGGUUGAAAAGGAUAACAAGUCAUGUCAAUUUCAUCUAGAUUAGAUAUUUUUUACUACAGAUUAUCAGUAGCAUUAUUAAUGUCACCCAUAAUACGACUUCUGUACAGUACAAAUUCAUUAAUAAUCUUACAUAUAUUGUCUUCACUUUAAACAUCAUCGCAUGCUAUGUAAACAAUGAAUUAAUUUUGUUAAGUCCGAUUCAGGCUACAAUAAAACUGUGUACAAAUAUGUGUCAAAUCGAUUUCAAACUAAAAUAGAUAAAAAUCGAUUAACUUGUUGAAAUCGAUUACUUUGAUAAGUUUACGAUAACAAUUUAAAAAAAAAAUCGUAAAAUUUUACGUCUUCAUGAAUUGAUUUCUUUAAUUUAAUUUAAUGUCGUAAACUUUUAUCGAGAUAGUCCAGACGAUCGAUUCGAAAUACAUAUAUUUUUGUAAAUAAAAUUAUUAUUGAUAUAUUCAUCGUGACUAACUAAAAUCUAAUCGUGUUUACAUCAGGGUAUUUGUAUCAAUUUGUAAAUAAAAAUCAUAAAAUAUAGAGUAUAUGUUAUCUCUAAAUUAAUGUUUCCUGAAAUAAUAUAUUCAGAUACAGAUAAUAAAAUCAGUGCCAAAUAAAGAUAACAAUAAAAUAUUAUAUUCCGUUUCACAGAUAAAAUAAGAUUGCUACAAAAAUUCCUUUAAAAAUAUUUUAUUUAAACGGCAAUUUUAUAGAACGUCUCGACAUAAUAUCACAUUUCAUUUGUUUAUUAUUUAGUUCAAAACAAUUCAGUGUAAGUUAAAAAUGAACGAAAUAAUAAACAAUAUGAAAUUAAGAGAUGUAAGAUUAUUUGUCACUAAAAUGGACGGUUAGCUGUAAUUAAUUUAUCAUCUUAACUUUAUUCGGAUAAAAGGCAAUUUUGUAUCCGUCCAAUGUGUUGUAGGAGUUUUAUUUUGCAAAUUAAAAAUUUUAUUUUAUCAUCUCAGAAAUAAAUCUUUGGUUCAAUAUUUUUGUAUCGAAUUAUUAUCAAAAAUUUUUAGUUUUUUUUUGGUUUUUUAUAUUAUCUUUAUAAAAUAAAAACCAUUUAGUAUAAUAGAUAGAACUUGUUGCCAACUUACAUUAUUAUUAUAUUUAUUGUGCUUAUAUUUACAAAACUCGAAAGGAAACAUCCAAACAUUUUUAGUUUUAUUAGUGUACUAAUUAUAAUAUUAUAUAUGUGGCCGUCAGUAACAUAGUGUAAAAAAAUUAACAAUCAUAUGGCAAUACUGAAUCGUGUUGCCAUAUUUAGUCCAUUCCAAUUGAUUACAUACUUGUUGAUAUAUAUUUGUUUUAAGAAUUUUGACAGUUGAAUGUAGUGAUACUGUAUUAGUAGAAUAUUCGGAACGAUCAUAAUUUUUCUUUCCAAUUUCCUAUGGUCUCCCUACACGUAGCCUAAAUGUUCGGUUUUAUAUACAUUUGUUAAAUCGUUACUAUAUCGUUAUUACAACGUAAGAUUACAACGUAUAUUUCCAGGUCCGGACUUAGAGAUCUAAGGCUCUCAGACACUUUGACAUUUGAGACCCCUCGACUUACAAACCCGGGGCUGUUUAUUUCGUUUAAAUAAAUAAAAUCAAUUUGAUGUCACGUGAUCGAAGAUUGAUGGAAUAAAAGCGAUAAAAAUCGCUGCGACUGGAAACAAUUGCAUUUUUUUAAGCUGAUUUAAACACAUAAUGCACGUCAAUUCUCGUUUAUAUGCCUUCUCGUUGUAGUUAGGCCAUUUUUAUAUUAUUAUUACAUUUCAAUGUGUAUAUAUAUAACAUUUAUGUCAAUUUAAUUGGAAUGGACAAUAAUUGAUUAUCAGAACGUUAACUAAUAUCAGCCAACAAUGGUAUAGGAAGUAAUAUUUGUCAGUUGUACCUGUUAAACGAUACACAGUAAGCAGAUUAGUUAUCGUGCAAUAAACAUGUGAAGAUUUCGAUUGAUUGGUGUGGUUUUGUGAGAAUAAUGCGUUUUUCAUAUUUCCGACUAGACUUUAUUGGUGAAUGUAUAUAUACAUAGGCGUUUGUGAACAGUUCUUCAAAUCGCGUAUUUUAUUUAUUAAUAUCGUCAAUUAUGAAACAGUUUUUUUUUUGUGAAUAAUGUUGCCUAAAUAUUAUUUAAUUAAAGGUGUAAAUUAAUUAUAAAAUAAGAUGUUAUAAAUUAUAUAAUUACUAUUUUUGCUACCACAAAACAUUCGAAGUUACGAUGCAGCAAGAUUUCAAAUAUUUUGUCAGUUUUAUUUUAAAUGUGAUGACUCAAUUUGCCAAAUCUAAUAAGAUAAAAAUAAUUUAGAUUUUCUAUUAAUAUGAAACUGAAUUAAAAAAAAACAACUUGAUAUCGUUUUAAAUUAAAUGCUCAAACGCUUCAAUUAAUUUUCGAAGCAGAAAUAGGCAAUUUGGAUCUUUAUCGGAAACUGUGUGAUGAACAAACAAUAAUUUUUAAAUUUUCCUUGAGUUUUCAAGCUGAAUAUUAUCCUUUAGCUAACGAGCGUUACUUGAUGUUGAAUUUAAAAUGCAUAACAUGUGAUUGUAAAUGUAAUUGUUUUAUCUUGUACACAUUAAUUGACCACAACACGCCUAUAGAAAUAUUUGAUCAUAUAAAUUUAGCCCUUAUUGAUUUAUUAAUAAAUAUGCCAAAUUAAAUGCUGAUAACACCGCUCACGUAGUCGUUAUGUACUCUGUAGCACUGUGUGAAUAACGCCUUACCUUCAUAAAACCACAACUACAAAGGAAACGGUGUAACUUUUGUCAAUUAUUCAUUGAAUUAUAUAAUUGAAAUAAAACAAAUUAACUUUGUUUGCGCAGGCAGAGUUACACCACAUUAAGCAUAUCAGUUUCAAAACAUUUAGGUCUAGUUAUUUUUAUAAUAAAUCUAGAUUAAUAAGGCCCGAGUAAUUUCAGAAACUCAUGUCGUAAUAUCGAAACGUUUAUUUUUUAUCUGUGAAAUAAUUGUAGAUAAAAAUCACGAUUAACACAGAUAAAAAUUAAAACUACAACUUUAUAUUUAAAAAAAGAGGCUAAUUGACCACUUCGAAAUUACUCGAGUUUUUAAUGUAUAUCGAAUAAGUUUUAGUACAUUGAUUUAAUAAUAUGUAAUACAUCUUAGUACCUUGUCAAAUUCGCGAAUUAAAAGUGAUUUAAUAACUCGAAUGUAUUUUUCGAAAUCAUUGGUAUGACUAGGUCCUAACUUGAGUACAUAUUAUUGACAGACUGUACGAUAGAUCCUAACGUUCCUCGUUUUAGGGCACUAACGUUAAAAUAGGGACAUUUUGUUAAAUCGGUUGUGUCUUUUUACAUACCCGGAAUUGCAAUAGUUUUAUUAGCCGAUUGAGGCGGUUAAAGAAAAUAAUUUGUAAAUGAAGGUGGUAUUAAUAAAUAUAUUUUGUUUCA
Messenger RNA from Nymphalis io (European peacock), 7539 nucleotides. RefSeq names its product dual specificity testis-specific protein kinase 1 (gene cdi). Gene Ontology annotation, biological process: actin cytoskeleton organization; protein phosphorylation. Gene Ontology annotation, molecular function: ATP binding; protein serine/threonine kinase activity. Bases 345 to 2900 code for a protein of 851 amino acids. The transcript is spliced from 8 exons. Gene Ontology annotation, cellular component: cytoplasm; nucleus. Lineage: Eukaryota; Metazoa; Arthropoda; Insecta; Lepidoptera; Nymphalidae. The record is from RefSeq and is a predicted model, not a curated record.